AUGGACCAGACAUUCCCACCGGCGAAGGCGGAGAUUGUGGAGGCUGAACCUCCAGUGUUUGCUGAGUUCAACAGGAUAGCCACGACAAACCUGGAGAAUGACUUUUUGGUGCUGUUGACCGCUACACACCACGCUUUGUCACAAUCUUCAAGUCCAAGAAAGGAAGUGUUGGAGAGAAACUGGCUGGAGAUUGUGCAGCAAAUUGAUUCAAGGAAACCAGAUGUGACAGCAGUGCGUCCCCUUGUUCUCCAAGGCAUCCCUGUUCUGCUUGGUGAUGACCCCAGUAACUUCUACAACACCUCCUUUGAUUCUGACAGUGAUGAGGCCUGGGACCAGGUAUCUGUUGGGUUGCUGACUGUCAUCAGUGAAGAUGUGCCCCUCUCGCCAAAUCAUCUCCAUCUUGACCCAGUGUCUACUGCCAUCAUUCUUGAAGGAGGUAUUGUAAUGAACAAUCUCCAGAACCUACCUCAAGCACUUUGCCUCUUCUUUGGGUUGUCCUAUGCACUACACUUGGACUACCCUAAAGCCAUGAAAAACACAUUCAGCUUCAUUCAACGAGUGAUGCUUGGCCUGGGAGAGAACAAACUCCCCCCCAAACUUCAAACUCUUAAAAAUCUCCUGUUGAGUUAGAAUGGUAAAAAUCAAGAGUGACACUUGGCAUACAAUCUUGUUUAUAAAAGUGGGUCCAGUUGCUUUUUAUUGUUAGCUAAAUUAAGGCACUCCUUUCAUAUUGUUUUAUAUCCACUGGGUUCAUCAGCAAGUUACAUUUAGAGGCUGCAGGUGUAUGGUCAUUCAUACGUGUAUGAGAUCGGUUGCCAUAGUCAUUAUUGUACAAUAACUGGAUGUCACUUGUAAUAGUCAGCAGGUUGAUACUGUCAGCAGUUUGGUCUUUAAACUUUAUUGUUAAUACAAAAGUAAAGCAGUUUCUCAGGAUUAUGUUAAAUAAAAGGUCAGGGUUGGAAUUUUCUUUCCACAAAUGAGAAAUUUAUGUCUUUUUAUAAAGCCAAAUACAUUGGCUGCCAAUUAUUACUGGAAGAUUAUUGAAGAACAAUUUUGGUACCGA
Molecule: messenger RNA, 1063 nt
Organism: Perca fluviatilis (European perch)
Lineage: Eukaryota; Metazoa; Chordata; Actinopteri; Perciformes; Percidae
Exons: 4
Coding region: 1-630 (209 amino acids)
Source: RefSeq, a predicted model, not a curated record